CCAACAUGGCGGCCCCCGGUAGGCACGUAGGGCAUUACAUCCAGAGAAACGGACGAUUUCUGCUUUGUAACAUUGACCAGGUGCUGGGUCAUAGGAGUUUUGGUUGCACUACAGCUGUGCGACAACAAGCUGCAGAAGCUAAUAAAGAAUCAGCAGAGUCUAUUGUCAUCCCCAGGAAGAAAACAUGGAGCAAAGAAGCAGUGCUGGAGGCGCUGGCUUCAACUGUUGGCAGGGAUUCUACAGCAUAUUCCUACCAGUUCCAGGAUGAUCCGUACCUCUCUCCCAGGACUGCUGUUGAAUUUAAGUUGUACUCUCUCUCUCAGGAGUCUGGCAGAUCUGCAGCCAAAUACUUUGUCAACAGCAACCCCAAGUUCUUCACCAAAGACUUUGCAGAACCACAUAUACCAUGUCUGAUGCCAGAGACGGUGUCACUGUGUCUGGAGGAGGUGAGUGAGGAGGCGCUGAAGGAACGAAUCAACCUGAGGAAAGUCACAGCCGCUGUUGACAUGUACGACCAACUAGUGCAAGCUGGCACAGCGGUUUCUUUGGAAACAACCCACGGCCUCCUGGACCUGAUCUCUCUCUACUGUGACAGAGACCCUGUUGAGGAUGAGGGACCACAGACGGAGGACACAGAGUCGAAAGAUCCAAAGAAAAAGAAAGGGAAUUACCGCCGAGCAUCAGACUUCCUGAAGUUUUCCUGGAAAGAAAAUAACAACGCAGAGAGAAUCUUCAACCUUCUGCCAGAGAGAGACACGAGGUGUUACUCUGCUCUGAUCAGAGGGAUGGUGAAGCAUGGAGCGUAUGCAAAGGCGUUCAGCAUGUACACGGAUAUGCUCAACAACAGACUGACAGCUGACGUCCACAUCUUCAACGCUCUGAUCUCAGCAGCUCCAGAAGUCAGAGAAAAAUAUAACGAGAAGUGGGAGCUGAUCACUGAGCUCUUGAAACAGAUGAACGAACAGAAAAUCCGCCCCAAUCUUCUGACCUUCAACUAUGUGCUCAAAGCUUUGAGACGCUGCGGCUUUUUGGCCAAAACACAAUCUCUGCACACUCUGAGUGAGAUGAAGGCGCUGGGGAUAGCUCCCACCUUGGCCUCUUACGACCACGUCUUGGCAGUCUUUCACCGAUCGGGCUCCUCUGGUCCCAACGGCGUCGACAUUUUGCAAGAAGUGGUGGCUGAGCUGGCAGAAACCAAUUUCACCUGCCAGGACCCUCAUGAUGUCAUGUUCUUCGCCAAUGCAAUAAGAGUAUGUUUGGAUAAUAAAGAUCUAGAGCUCGCCUAUAAAGUCCACAGUCUGAUAGAAUUUGGGGAGAACUACAGGCUGCUGGGAGACCCCUUCCAUCAGAGUGUCUACUAUGGUCGCUUCUUCAACCUGUUGUGCAUGAUGGAGCACGUGGAUGUGGUGCUGAAGUGGUACAAACGCAUCAUUCCCUCGCUGUACUACCCGAACCCUCAGGGCAUGAAGGACCUGCUGCAGGCUCUGGACACCGACAGCCGCCUUGACCUGCUGCCUUCUAUAUGGAAAGAUAUCAAGUCUUUUGGUCACGAUAACAAGCCUGAUGUGGUGGAGGAUCUGCUCAGUCUGAUGACCAGAGACAACCACAGUCCUGAGGUUCAGGAGUCUUUUGCAGCAUGUGCUCUGGAUAUAAAAAGUGCGUUUGAUUUGAAUUUGACGUCCAGACUGGAGUGGACCAACUCGUCCCUCUCACACGUCACCAUGCUGCUGCUGCGAGCCAACCAAACCAAAAGCGCUUGGGAGAUGCUGCCGCUCUUUAAAUCCAACAACAGAGUUCCUUCUGAUGACCUGAUGAACUCCUUCCUGUCGCUGUGUCACACCGACGGCACGUCACAGAAAGCAGUGGAGCUGGUCCAGAUGUCUGCAGCUUUCUGUCUCCCAACAACACCACAGCUGGCAAAGAGAGCGCUGGCCGAGUUUGAUCUCACCGAGGAGCAACGAGCCAUUUUAUCUGAACUGGAGGCUGCAGGAGGAGAACCGUCUGACUGAGGGAGAAAAUGCUCUUAAAAUAAAUAGAAUACCAUCGAUAUGUAAAUCAUAUCACUUCAUACGGAGAGUAUUUAUCUGUACUUUACUUCUAUGUGGAAUAAAAUAUAUGUGGUAUAAACACAA
Messenger RNA from Acanthochromis polyacanthus (spiny chromis), 2132 nucleotides. RefSeq names its product pentatricopeptide repeat domain 3 (gene ptcd3). The transcript has 23 exons. NCBI's taxonomy places the organism in Eukaryota, Metazoa, Chordata, Actinopteri, Pomacentridae. Gene Ontology annotation, cellular component: mitochondrion. The coding region runs from base 6 to 2009 and encodes 667 amino acids. Gene Ontology annotation, biological process: mitochondrial translation. The record is from RefSeq and is a predicted model, not a curated record. Gene Ontology annotation, molecular function: rRNA binding; protein binding; ribosomal small subunit binding.